This is a messenger RNA of Tachysurus vachellii, 3463 nucleotides long. RefSeq names its product cell adhesion molecule 4 (gene cadm4). Lineage: Eukaryota; Metazoa; Chordata; Actinopteri; Siluriformes; Bagridae. Gene Ontology annotation, biological process: regulation of wound healing; negative regulation of peptidyl-tyrosine phosphorylation; regulation of Rac protein signal transduction. The record is from RefSeq and is a predicted model, not a curated record. The transcript is spliced from 9 exons. Gene Ontology annotation, cellular component: cell-cell contact zone. Gene Ontology annotation, molecular function: vascular endothelial growth factor receptor 2 binding. Bases 213 to 1460 code for a protein of 415 amino acids.
UCGGACUAAGGCCACGCCCCCUUCCCCUGCCAGUUGACAGCGCUGUGAAGUGAACGAGCUUCCAGCAGCCGCUCGAUUCAGCGCAGCUCUUGUCAAAGUGGCGUUAGUAUGUAAGAACCAGUCCAUUCCAACCGACGCUGGAGUUCAGAAAGCAACUUCAUCUUCCUCGGGAUCCGACUCGAAGAGGACUUAAAUACAGGAAUAGAGCUGUCAUGGCAUUUCCGUGCGUUUGGAAGUACUGCGGUGUUUCCUUCACACUACUCCUGCUGUCGUUUCUGUACACAGCACGGGGCCAGGCGGUGCAGGCUGAGAAUGUGACAGUCCUCGAGGGCGGCACAGCACACAUCUCCUGCCGCCUACAGAACUAUGACGGCUCCAUAGUGGUCAUCCAGAACCCACGCAGGCAAACGUUGUUCUUUAACGGCACGCGAGCUCUAAAGGACGAGCGCUUUCAGAUGGUGCUGUUCACGCCACGCCUGGUGCGCAUAACAUUGACUAACGUGAGCGUGUCUGACGAAGGUGGCUACUUCUGUCAGCUCUACACGGACUCUACGCACCACCAGGUGGCCACGCUGUCGGUGGUGGUGCCCCCGGAGGUGCCCAAUGUGGAGGUGAAGAGUGAGGCGGUGGAAGGUGGAGAGGUGGAGCUCACCUGUGUGUCAGAGAGGAGCAAACCUCCCGCUACGCUGCGCUGGGUCCGAGACCGCAGAGAAAUUCCCGGUGUGGUGUCCCAGCAGGAGAACGGAAAGACGGUGAGCGUGUCCAACACCAUAAGGCUUCCUGUGGAGAGGAAGGACAACGGUGCUGCUCUCCGCUGCGAGGCUUCCCACCCAGCACUCGUGGGACAGAAAAGAGUCCGUCAUUACCGCCUGGAUGUCCACUUUGCCCCAACAGUGAGGAUCAGCCCCCCACAGGGCAUUCUGCGAGAGGGGGACUCGCUCAGCCUUACCUGCUCCGUCACUGGAAAUCCACUGCCACGGGACAUUCUCUGGUCGCGAGUGAACGACACACUGCCUGAGAGGGCGGAAAUUUCCGGCACCACCUUGGUCAUGUCUCGCCUUAGCCAAACACACAACGGCACUUACCUGUGUCAGGCACAUAAUAAUUACGGCCGUGCAGCCGACCAGUACACGCUGCUGGUGUACGAGAAUGUGUCUGUGUUUGUCAGUACCACCUCCCAUCCCAUCACCUCCUCAUCCUCCCUCCCAUGGACAGCAGCAGACCCUGGAGCAGUGGUGGAGACACACAGUGCUGUACCAUAUCCAGUCAUAGGAGGUGUUCUGGCUCUCCUGGUCUUCACCAUCAUCUGCGUGCUCAUUGUAACCAUUUGGUGCUCAGUUCGACAGAAAGGUUCGUACCUCACACAUGAGGCGAGCGGCCUCGACGAACACGGGGAGGUGCAGGAAGCAUUUCUCAACGGAAACGACACUAGUCAAGGGAAGAAGGAGUAUCUACUGUAACAGCUCCUGGAGGAUGGCCACGGAGCACAUGUCACAAACACACACACACACACACACACACACACACACACACUUACAAACCAAUACAGCAGUGCCAUGUAAAGGGGAGAGAGCCAGGGGUGCCCCCAAAAUAUACAUUGUUAUAAACUCUGGCCCAUGUGGCCACCCCUAGUAUGAAUUUGAAUUUGAAUGCAUAAUGAAAAUUCACAAUAGUUCAUGAAGUGAAAAAUAAAUAAAUAAAUAAAUAAAUAAAUAAAUAAAUAAAUAAAAUGAAGCACACGCUGCAGCCACCAAAAAAGAUUGUAGAAUGAUUGGCGCCACCAGAGAAACAAAACUCAACAAGUAUAACACACAGUACACUGAUUUUUUUUUUUUUUUUUUUUUUUGGUGCAAGCCCAAGAUUUGCUGUGGCCUCCUCUGGUCACCCCUAUUAAAAGUUUCUGGGGGCGCCACUGGAGAGAGCGAGAGAGAGACAGAGAGAGAGAGAGACAGGGAGAGUAAGAGAGAGAGAGUGAGAGAGAGAGAGAGAGAGAGAGAGAGACAGGGAGAGUGAGAGAGAGAGCGAGAGAGAGACAGAGACAGGGAGAGUGAGAGAGAGAGCGAGAGAGAGACAGAGACAGGGAGAGUGAAAGAGAGAGACAGAGAGAGAGAGAGAGAGUGUGAGAGAGAGAGACAGGGAGAGUGAGAGAAGAAUAAGCCUAAUUAAAAUUGAGAGAGACAUCUGAAACAGAAAAAGCACUGGUCCCAGUCACCCACACACACCCACACACACCCACACACACACCCACACACACACACCCACACACACGCACACACACACACACACACAUUCUGUUAAACAGUAAGUAGGCAGCAGAACCAAAUAGCCAUAACUCACAGGCCAGCAGAGCAGCACGGACUUACAACCUAUUGACUUUGCAGACGCAAAUAUAAACAGAGCACAUGAGCUAUAAAAGCUGACAUGGCGUGCCCCGUGCUUCCCUCGUAUAGUAUUUACACUGGAUAUUCACCUGCUACUGGAGCUCCUUCAUUUUCCAUUAUCAGGCGUUUAGUAAGCCACACACACACACACACACACACACACACACACGCACUCUUAUCAAGCCCAUAUCCCUCCUGAGGUUCUCUUUCAUCCUGUAUCACCUUCUCCACAUCUCUUCAGCUUCUGAUUUCUAAUCCUCGACAACCCCCACUACCCACCCCACCCCACCCCACCCCAAUCCCUAUCUCUCCCCAUUUUUUCUUCAGAGUUAAGCGUUUAUUACGCGAGUCCGAAGACCCGAGAGGCCACAGAAUUAAAACGAUGUGCUGUCGGGGAACCUGUAGGUGAAGGCGAGGCUUAAAGGAGUAACGUGUAGUAAAGAUAACAGUGAGAAUAUGUGUAAAUGCUAUAUAGACCUCCGUAUAUGUAUAGACACACACACACAGAGAAUACAAACAGGCACACACUGACAAGGAAACAUAUCUCUUAAGUGAUUAUUUGUAUAAAAAAAAAAAAAAAGUUCAGUAAAUUAAAUUCAUCUUUUAAAAAGUGAACAAGAAGGUUUACUUUUGAGCGCAUUACCAAGCGAUGCUAUUAUACUAACACAAAAAUUUAGCUUAGUGGAAUACCUACAAAAUACAGUUGUGCGAUCUUUAAAAAAAAAUGGAGAAAACGAGAAAAAAAAAGAUCAUUUCAUUCGUCUCUGAAAGAUCCUUUGUUUUAUAUUCGUUAUUAUUUUUGACUAUGAUUGUUGUUAUUGUUAAUAUAAUUGUAAAUGUUUUAAAUUGUACAAACUCCCCAUGUUGUUUUUUGUUGUUUUCCGCUGCUUUUGUUUUUUAUCCCUUUUUAUGUAUUUCUCGCUCUUUCUCUCAUCGUCUGUGUGCCGAAUUGUCUGAGUCCUUCCUUCUUGUCUUUUACUCAUGAUUUUUAAUAGUCUCCACGUCACUGUUGAUAUAGCUAACCGUGUUACUUUAUAGAGGAAAAGUUACAAAGCACGACAAAAUAAAACGUACUCCAAAAA